Gavialis gangeticus (Gharial) is the source of this 3496-nucleotide messenger RNA. It is a transcript of the gene KCNJ8, whose product is annotated as potassium voltage-gated channel subfamily J member 8. NCBI's taxonomy places the organism in Eukaryota, Metazoa, Chordata, Crocodylia, Gavialidae. The record is from RefSeq and is a predicted model, not a curated record. Gene Ontology annotation, biological process: regulation of monoatomic ion transmembrane transport; potassium ion import across plasma membrane. Gene Ontology annotation, cellular component: plasma membrane. Bases 1006 to 2268 code for a protein of 420 amino acids. Gene Ontology annotation, molecular function: ATP-activated inward rectifier potassium channel activity. The transcript is spliced from 3 exons.
AUCUGCUACUACUACUACAGCAGCAGCAGCUGUUGUAAUAAUAAUUAUUCCUGUUUAUUACUUCUACUGUAAUAGCAAUACAAAAGUUGGAUGAGUUGAGGUUGCUGCUGUUACUAUAGUAGUAGUAAUAUGAAUAGCAGUAGUAGUAGUAUUACAGUAGCAACAAAUUAAACUCUUCCAGCUUUUCUGUUGCUGUUGUAAUAAUAGUAAUAACAAAAAAUAGUAAUUAUUUUUAUUAUUAUUGACUACUACUACUACUGUAGCAAUGAAACAGCUGGAAAAGUUUAGAUUGUUGCUGCUACUAUAGCAGUAGUAAGAGGAGGAGGAGGAGUAAUAUUACAGUAGCAAUAACAAGCACUUUCAACUUUUCUAUUGCUAUUAUAGUAGUAGUAAUAAAUGGUAAUAAUUAUUAUUACAACAGCAGUAGAAAAGCUGGAAGAGUUUAGGUUGUCGCUGCUGUUGUUGUAGUAGUAAUAUUAAUAAUAAUACAAUAGCAACAACUUCAACUGCUGUCUGCUCCUCAGCUCCAAAUGUCUUGUCUUCUCCAAACAAAAUAAUGGAUAAUCUGGCCUGUAGUCUCUCCGUAUUUUUUUUUUGUGAAGUGCAUGGUCAUUUGGGACCAGGGGCAGAUUUUUGGGGGGAGGGGUGCACUCCCCCCACCCCCUUUGAUGCCUGCUCCACCCAAAGUUUAAAACCAACUGUCUAGCAGUGGCACCAGCAUUUUUAGUCAGGCAGUGCUGAGGGAGUCAAUUGACUUCAUGGAUCGUUGUAAUCUACUUGACCCCUUCUAAACUCUUCAUUCCACAGGUGUUAAGGGUCUUCUUUUCUUUUUAAUGGUCUUGCUGUUCCACCAACUAAGCUAUCCUUUGAUCUGCAAUUCUCCUGUCUGUUAGUUGCUCCUGGACUUUGAAGACAAGAUAAGGGUGGAAAGUGAGACCAGUGAAAAAGCAUUUGAAGAACCAUUCCCAAUUUGUGCUCUGCUAAGUAGACUAUGGUGGCAGGAAGAUGCUGGCUAGGAAGAGCAUCAUCCCUGAAGAGUAUGUACUGGCACGGAUCGCUGCUGAAAACCUCCGGAAGCCACGUGUCCGAGACCGUCCACGCAAGGCCCGCUUCAUUGCCAAGAAUGGGGCAUGCAACUUGGCACACAAGAACAUCCGAGAACAAGGCCGCUUUUUGCAAGACAUCUUCACUACUUUGGUGGACCUGAAGUGGCGCCACACACUGGUGAUCUUUACGAUGUCCUUUCUCUGCAGCUGGCUUCUCUUUGCCAUGGCGUGGUGGCUGGUGGCUUUUGCCCAUGGAGACAUGGAUAGAAUAGACAACAGUAAAGGCAGUGCCAACUGGACACCGUGCGUGACAGAUGUUGGGUCUUUCACUUCUGCCUUCCUCUUCUCCAUUGAGGUUCAGGUGACCAUUGGUUUUGGAGGCAGAAUGAUGACAGAGGAAUGCCCAACAGCCAUCACCGUCUUGAUUCUACAGAACAUUGUGGGUUUGAUUAUUAAUGCUGUCAUGCUGGGCUGCAUAUUUAUGAAAACCGCUCAGGCUCACAGGAGGGCAGAGACUUUGAUUUUCAGCCGGCAUGCAGUUAUUGCUGUUCGAAAUGGCAGACUUUGCUUCAUGUUCAGAGUGGGAGAUCUGAGGAAAAGCAUGAUCAUCAGUGCUUCUGUGAGAAUACAGGCAGUGAGGAAGACUACUACGCCCGAAGGGGAGAUCAUCCCUAUUCACCAGCUGGACAUCCCAGUGGACAACCCCAUUGAAAGCAACAACAUUUUCCUGGUAGCACCUUUAAUCAUUUGCCAUAUUAUAGACAAGCGGAGUCCACUUUAUGAUAUCUCCCCCUCUGACCUGGUCAACCAAGAUUUAGAACUUAUAGUGAUACUUGAAGGAGUAGUAGAGACCACAGGCAUCACCACGCAAGCAAGAACAUCUUACAUAGCAGAGGAGAUCCUGUGGGGCCACCGCUUUGUGCCCAUCGUAACAGAAGAAGAAGGAGUAUAUGCUGUUGAUUACUCCAAAUUUGGCAACACAAUCAAGGUAGCUGCUCCACGCUGCAGUGCUCGGGAGCUAGAUGAAAAGCCCUCCAUCCUCAUCCAGACCCUCCAGAAGAGCGAGCUGUCCCAUCAGAACUCUCUAAGAAAACGCAACUCCAUGAGGAGAAACAAUUCCAUAAGAAGAAACAACUCCAUGAGGAGGACCAACUCCUCCCUCAUGGUGCCCAAAGUACAGUUUAUAACUCCUGAGGGGAAUCAGAGUGCAUCUGAAACAUGAUAUUCAACCUCACACAAGGAUGAGUCUCUUCUAAAGAUGGAGAAACCAAAACUAUGCAUAAAGAAAGAAACCUGGAACAUGAAGCAAAACAGAACUGUGCUAGAACUAUUUAUUCUAUUGCUUAAUGAAAGCAUCACCUAGUGACAAUAGGAAACACUAUAGCACUUAGUACAUUAAUAAUUAAAAAAUACACUUAGAAUAAAGGAAGCACAAUUCAAUCAUAAAAUAUAUUGUGUAUGUAUGUGUGUUUUAGUGCCAUGUUAGUUUUUUUCUUGCCCUUCAAGGAUAUCUUCCAUAUGUUUUCCACUGUCUAUUAUAAACUGUAUGUUUCUCUUUACUUUUGAGUAAUCUACCCCCAGAGGGAAAUGGGCUGAUUUUCAAUAAUGUCAUGUACUCAGCAUCAUGCAAAGAUUUAGGUAGGAUGUAUAGUGUUUAAAUCUGUCUUCUGGGCAUGAAAUCCUGGCCUCAUGGAAGCAAAUAGCAAAACUCACAUUAAUUUCACUGGGAUCACAAUUUCACCCCUGGUCUUCAAAAUUUAGCCCUUUGAAAAGCCAGACAUACUGAACUGAAGUAAUAAAAUGCCCAUAAGAAAAUUAAAUCUCACUCUUUAGCUCCCUUCUUGGCAGUACCACCAAGGAGGUCAAGGACUCAAGGGGCUUGAACAGUGAACUUACCUAUGAGCCCAAGCAGUCUUCCAGAGAUACUCUGACAGUGUAUUAUGGAGGAAUUUGUAUUGCUGCUGUAUCUUGUAGUGUAUUUGAUUGUAGGCAAUUCCAUCUCCAUGCCUAGUGGUUGAAUGAACAUCAGUUUCACUUAAAUUUAUGCAAGAUACAAAAUACUGAAUUUAUCAUAUUAAUUUCAUGCUAAUUAGGCCAAGUUCUGUUUUCUUGGUACGUAUGAGUUAUCACACCAAAGGCAAUGGCUAGAUUCUCUAAUUUUACCCAGACUAAUGUUAUACUGAGGUAAUUCCAGAUGCAUCUGUGGAGAGUUAAUGCACAUCAGUGUUCAAGAAAGGAAACACCAGAUCUAGUAUUAAUUAGAAGUGAACUUAAAAACAAACAAACAUCUGAAUGACUUUCCACAGGACAGAGGUACCUAAAUCACAUAGGCAUAUUUAAAAAGUAAGUUCUUUGCUUGUAUAAUAUAGGAUUGGGAUAGUAUAAAUCUGGGGUGACUAUUUUUUCCUUAAACACAAAAGAUAUUUGCUAUCUAGAUACCAAAAAAAAAA